This is a messenger RNA of Branchiostoma floridae (Florida lancelet), 712 nucleotides long. RefSeq names its product unconventional myosin-Ig-like. Bases 398 to 712 code for a protein of 104 amino acids. Gene Ontology annotation, biological process: vesicle transport along actin filament; actin filament organization. Gene Ontology annotation, molecular function: actin filament binding; ATP binding; microfilament motor activity. The transcript has 3 exons. NCBI's taxonomy places the organism in Eukaryota, Metazoa, Chordata, Leptocardii, Amphioxiformes, Branchiostomatidae. The record is from RefSeq and is a predicted model, not a curated record. Gene Ontology annotation, cellular component: vesicle; microvillus; plasma membrane.
UUAUAGGGGCCUUCAUUUGAUAAAAACCGAAUGAUAGAAUUACCUACAGUGAAAAGAUUAUUAGACUGGCUUUUCGGGCUUACCGUAAUUUGAUCAAGGUCCCAACGGGUAACUGUAGACAAAUGAACGAGCAUUCUGUUUGGCUGAGAGCCAGACAUUACAAAUUUGUUAGAAAGUUAUAUUGGGCAGACUAUGCGGGGAUAAAUUCAAUUAAAACUGGAUAAUUAGAUCACGUUUAGUAUCGGUGUUACAUACAGAUAGUCCUCUUGGGGCUACCGUACAUUACCAUUCUGUGCGCUGAUUGGCUGAGAGCCGGCCGUACCUCCGUUCUGUGCGCUGAUUGGCUGCGAGCCGGCCACACCAAAUUUGUUAGAAAGUGACGUUCAAUCGAACAAAAAUGGCGGAAGGUCUGGACGGUCGCGAGUUCGGCAAGUCGGAUUUCGUCCUUCUGGACGAAGUCACGAUAGAUUCCUUCAUGCAGAACCUGAAACUCAGGUUCCAGAAGGGAAAGAUCUACACGUAUGUGGGAGAGGUGGUGGUUUCUGUUAACCCGUACCGAACCAUGGACAUCUACGGGCCUGACGCGGUGAAGCGUUACCAGGGACGGGAGUUCUACGAGUGCCCGCCACAUCUGUUUGCUGUCGGCGACGCGGCGUACAAGAGCAUGAAGAGGCAGUCCAGGGAUACGUGCAUCGUCAUAUCAGGGUUGUAG